GGGAAUCUUCCCCCACCGCCUUUUCCCCCUUAACCAUUAAAUACAGUCAACAUGGCGUCUGUGAUAGGUUCAGAGGUGGAAAUACAAGAAGUUGAAGUCGAUGCUAUUCCAGUAGAAAUGCCGAUAGAAACUGUUGAAACAUCGGAUGAAGUUUCUGUGCAGCCGAUGAUUGCUUUACAACCUUUAUCCGAGUCAGGAGGAGAAGAAAUAGUGUUACAAACUCGUGAAGAAGUUGUUGGCGAUCCAAAUCUUGUUUAUUCAGAUUCCAUACCAGUGCCAGCACCAGAAAUUGAAAUUUCUACAGAGGAAGUGAUUCCAAUGAGAAAAGGAAAAGGAGGAAAGCGAAAAGGAAAAUCUAGAAACAUUGUUCAAACAAGUGGACUUGGUGUAAAUGAUUUGGGACUUGGUGAUUCUUCAGUUAAAAAAUGGGAGCAGAAGCAAGUUCAAAUAAAAACGCUAGAAGGAGAGUUUUCAGUUACGAUGUGGGCAUCAGGUUAGUGGUUUUCUUUAUGUCUUUCUUAUAAUUAAUGUAUGGUUACAACGAUAGAUGUUGGGUGCCAGUUUAAGUGUUAAGUGUUUGGUACUGAUUGACUUUCUCAGUCUCGAAAGAACCUACUACUGUUCAAAACAAAAGUGAAUAAGCUAACUCCAAUAUUGAACAAGACCACCAUGACCUAGAAAUGAGAGUGGCGUGAUAGAUAGGGAAUUGUUUCUCUGUAACAUUUGUGCAUGUUUUUUUCUUGUAUUUUUGUUCAAUUGCCUCAUAUUUUUUAGUUGUUUUCGUUUGUUUUGAAACUAAGUCGGCCAUUAUGAUUCUAUGGGCGCCGCCAUAUUCUUCUUUGAAAGAUGGCGGAGUGAAAUGAAGAUGGCGACUGGGCGCCAUUUUGAGAUGGUGGCUACAUGAUUGAGUCGUCGUUUUUCUACCCGUAUUUAUAAUACAUGGUUUAAUUUUUAAAUGGCUAGUAAAUAACUCAUGCAAGCUCAUUAGUUUUGAAUUGAAGGAAUGUUAUUAAGAAUUGAUUUGAUCUAGGCUGGUGGAUUGUUGUAUUUUAGUGUUCCUCAUAACCUUGAAUGACCUUGAAACCCGUACAUAACGGCAAUGUGGCGGAAGAGGUCGGCUAUUUUAAGAACGAGGCAAUUACAUCAUUCGGAAGCAGAUUUUUUAGCAAUCAUGUAGUCUCCUUUCACUUUCGUUUUUGAAAAUAUUGUGUACAAAUCUUAAGUCUUGUGGUAAGACAGACAAUUUAUUUUACAUUUCCUUACACACUAAGGGCCGCACAACUAUAUAAUUAUUAGGUUAUAGCUAAGUAUAGGGCUAGGGCAUUUAAAUGCUUACUUUUUAUAACUUAAACUUUAAUAUUACUACAGUCCCAGUGUACUGCCUUUGCUGUUAGUUAGUCUUACUCCUUGAACUUACCCCUGACCACAUCAUGGGAAUUUCAAAAAUAAAAAAAGGAAGACAUUUCAUAUUGAAAAAGAUGUCACUUUGAGUUUGAGAAGCAGAAGAUUUAUUAUUAUACCACUUCAAAAUAAACACAAAUCUGAAAUAAGCAAUGAGGCUAGAGAUUAAAUUUAAAUGUUUUUUUUUAACAUACCUUCUGACACUAUAAUAAUAUUCUAGUUAGUCAUUUAAACAAAUUAUUCUGAUAUAGCUAUUUUUGAAAAAAUUUUGAGCAUGUCUUAUUGUUAAAAUUAAUAAAAUUGUCUAAUGUUAAAUAAAUGAGUAUUAUCGCUUCACAGACUCCCCAUCAAGACUAUUAUGCUCCUUGGCCCACUGUGAGUUUAUCAGUGGCAAGAAAUCAUUCCUUUUUUUUUUUUUUUUUUUUUUUUUUUUUUUUUUUUUUUUUUUUUUUUCUGGAUUGCAAAUUUUUUUUUUUUUUUUUUUUUUUUUUUUUUUUUUUUUUUUUUUUUUUUUUUUUUUUUUUUUUGCAUUAUCAUUAUUAGCAGGAAUGCAAAGUUUAUUUAUCUUUUGAGGAUUUUUAUAAUAUUCUGAAAUAUGAUAAAGUUCAAAUUAUAUUGGCAAAUGUUGAUAAUACAGGUAAAUGUUGCAUAUUGCAAAACUUUGUCAGUGUUGAGAUACCUGAAAUAUAAAAUGGAAUAUAUCCAAAUAUUGAAAGUUUUUUGCAUUAUAAACAAAUUGAGGGGCAAGAGAAAUUAGAAAAUUAACUUUUUUUAACUUUUUACCUGGUAUAUGUAUUUGAUUAAUCACUGGCCUGGUUCUACUCCAUUGUAAAAUGUCAACAGCGGUGUUUAACAAUCCUUUUUUGCUUCAUGCCCCUCCUAAGAACCUCAAAUGGAUUUUGAACAGACAUAUAUGCUUCAAAAAUUGUAGUGGCCUUCUUAAAUCACCUCUUUAAUACUGAUGUUUUGAGAAAUACCUUUUUAUGUCUGGUGAUUUAUAGCGUUUAACAAUUAUACAGUGUAAUUAUUUAUUUUUAUUGAAACAUCAAAUAUGCAUUGAUUUUGUUAGCAUUCUGAUGUUUAGUUUAGUAGUUCUAAUGUGGUUGAUAUAAGUGAUGUGAUAAAUUUGUCCAUGUUAAUAAACCACAGCAAGCAAGUUCUGAAUAUUUUUUUUUUGCUAACAUUACAAUAAAUGCAAUUAUAUCAUGAUUACAUGCAUUUUGUCUGUUUCUCACUUUCACAUUCUACUAGCAAAGUUUCCAAUAUUGAUAUUUAUAUUGAACUAAUAAAUGACUGAUUGAUUUAUUAUUUUAGUACAUUUUCUAUUUAUUUUUAUUUUUUAGAGGAUCAGUCCAAAUUAGAUGAAGACUCUGUUGCUGGUGAUUCGGAUGCUGAUUUCGCUGAGUACAUGACAGGCAAAAAAUUGCCUCCAGGUGGAAUCCCAGGCCUUGACCUUAGUGAUCCCAAACAGUUAGCAGAAUUUGCAAGGUAGACAUAAUCAACUGUAUGAAUUUAUAGAUAUUCAAAUCAAAGCAUUCAGAUGAGUCAAUACAACUUUUAAAUGUUCUAAUUGAUAAUAAUUGAUUUGUUCACUUUGGGCUUUUGUUGUUGCGUUUUUUUUUUUUCUUUCUCUUGUUGGGACAGGAUAAAGCCUAGGAAACCAACUGAUGAUGUACCCAGGACAGUCCCUUGCCCCCAUAAGGUAACUGUUAGACUGUUUAGGAGUAUAGCCUUACCAUAAUAAGGAAAGUACUCAGUUACAGAUUAAUUGGAGGGUGCUGAUCAAUGUUCCCUUUAAGCUGCGCUGCACAGCUAUCUCACAGACGUCGUGCAGCGGUUUUGAGUAUCCGCACAGCAAAUCUCUGUGUGUUUGAUUGUCGGCUGUGCAAUUUUGCACCAAAAAAAAUUGAUGUUGUAAAACUUUGCAUACAACUGUAUGAAUUUGCACACGAACCAGAAUACCUUAGAGGGAACAUUGGUACUGAUUAUUGUGUUUUAUAAAUAUAUGUUUCAGCUUUAAAAUUCCUAAUGUAAUAAAGAAAAUUGUUGGUAAUUUAUUAUACUUAUAUGAUUUCAUUAUUAAUCAAUAGAGCUGCUAUCUAUAUUAUGGUAAACCAUCAUUACAAUGAAUAAACGUAUGCGAGCACCCCUCUGUUACAUUUGAAUUGAGGGCAUAGAGUGGGAAAUCAGCUUCAAUCACCAAGAUAAAAUGUUGACUGUCCUCUAAAAAAUUACAUCAUAUCAAUCAGUGGCGUUGCUUGAGGUAUGCUGUUGAGGAGUUUCACUUAAAUCAAAGAUCAGCUUCAUCCAAGUGUCUAUACAAUCGUUGACUGCCGAAGCAGUCUCAGGGAAAUUUUCAUUUGAUGAAGAUUCGUAAUCAUAUUCAAGAUUUGACUGACUUUUAUUUAUUUUUAAAGACAUCUGGGUAAAAGAGAAUCUGAAAUAAUGUACUGUUUGUAAAAUAAAAAUGCACAAUUUUUCAUAUUCUUAAAUUAAAUAGUCUUUGUGUAUGCCUCUGCCGCCACGCUUAACUUUGCGCUUUGUGAUUAAUUGUUGGAAAUAUAUUACAUUAUUAAAUAAUUAAUUUUCAUUAUAGAGCUACUAUUUGGGUUACAGGGAGUAAGAGUUAAUAAUUUUAAUUGGAACGGGUAAAGAAACAGUUGUUAGCAUCCCCAUGAUUUUUAAAAUUUGACCUUUGCACCUGGAUCAGGGAAAUUUAGCCUUUGGUAGCUACAAAGAAUAAAGGGAAUUCCUCUGCAAAUUUAUUUUAAAUGAACCUUUGGUUAUUAACUCAUGAUUACUGUUUGUGAAUAAGUUGCUCAACUUCUUAAGUGAUUUUAAUAUCCUGUCUUUCAUCCUAGCACAUUGUGGGUUCCAUAUUUUGCAGAUCAUCUACUUAUUUAUUGUUUCAGGGCUGCAACAAAAUGUUUAGAGACAACUCUGCCAUGCGUAAACACUUACACACGCAUGGUCCUCGAGUUCAUGUUUGUGCGGAAUGUGGUAAAGCGUUUGUGGAGAGCUCAAAGUUAAAGAGACACCAACUAGUUCACACAGGGGAAAAACCAUUUCAGGUGAGGCAUUUUACUAUUAUUGCUAAAGUGAGGGAAAAUUUUCAUGGAAUUGAAUGUGCUCCUGUUAAGGUUUAUUACUGCUUGGUGGUGGAUACCAUUAUUUAAUUAUAUUUACCGUAAUUAUUGUAUUACAUGUACCUAUUUUCACUAUAUUACAUUUUGAAAACAACUUUUUGCAAACCCUAUUGAUUAAUUCUAAAAUAUUUAAAAAGUUAUUCCAAUUCAAGUGGCUUUGUUUUAGCCACACUAGAAUUAGACAGUUCCCCUUUUAUAUAAAACUUGUUACUUGAUUGAUUUUUUUUUAACUUGCAGUUUGAAGGAUUGGAUACAUAACCUCAAAUCUGAUUUUUCUUUCAGUGUACAUUUGAGGGAUGCGGGAAACGUUUUUCUUUGGAUUUCAAUUUACGCACACAUGUACGAAUCCACACUGGGGACAGGCCUUAUGUUUGUCCAUUUGAUGGUUGCAACAAAAAGUUUGCACAGUCAACAAAUCUAAAGUCACACAUUCUUACACAUGCAAAGGCAAAGUAUGUCCUUUUUAUCAUGAAUUUGUAGCUUCUUAAAUAAUUUUAAAAAUAAAUAUUGAUAUAUUUACUUUGCUGAUAAUGAAUAUGUACAAUAUGUUCUGAAUACAUUUUCUUCUAAAAUUUUCAUUAUACCAAAUAAUAUCAAUUUAUUUUUAAAUAAUGCUAACCCAGACUAACCACAAUUGGUUAUUUUUACUCUUGGUGGACUUUUCAAAUAAUUCUCUUUGAUCUGUUUAGAGAUCUUCAUAAAAAGGAUUAGUGCUUAUAAUUAUUUUCAAUGCAUUUUUUUUUCUUAAUCCAUUUUAGGGUAGACAGGUCUUCCAAGACAAUGUUAGUUUUUUCAGAUCAAGGCUCAGUUGAUGGAGAUCAGUGGUGCGUUGCAAUUUUAAAAUCAAUUAUUUUUACUUUUCAAAAAUAUGCCAAUUAUAGUUUGUAUUUCAUCAAAAGUUUGAAAUAAAAAAAUUAAUGUUCUAAAUACAGGUACAACUAAAUGGCAUUUUAUUUUCUGGAAUGAUGCACAUUUAGGAUCAUUAAGUUUGAAUUCAUUAAAUAAAGUUUUAAAUAUCUACCCAGUAUUAAUGUUGUAUAAUAUGUUGACAAAAUAUUAAUGAUAAUGAUAGGCCUUUGUAACAAAAUCCUAUUUUUUAUCUUUCUUUUCUUUAGUCUGUCAGAUGAUGGUUUGUUGGUUUUUGAUUCAAGGGGACAGUCAGCUUAUCAGAUUCCAGGAACACAGUAAGACUUUUUAAUAAAUAUUAAUCUUAUUUUUCAUUUUUUUGGGACUGCUUAUGAAGGCUGCAUUAUGAAACAUUUACUUUUUUCUUUAGGCCCCAGUUUGAAAUACUUUGGUGUCUUUUUAAUUAAAAUCCUGAUUUUCCACUUCAAAAUUGUGGUCUGUUCCUUGUCUAUUUCAUUACUUUGAAUUAAUAUGUACUUCUGUUUUCACAGAGCUGGUCAAGCCCUUGCAUAUGUCACUAUCCCACCAGAAUCUCCAGGAUGGGGUUGAAUGAUUUAAAGCCACACAUCUCACAGACAUCCAUAAGGUAUUUAUUUGGUUUAUAUGAACUGGUGUAAAAAAAAUACUGCAUUUUUAAAUUAAGAUUGUUACCCUUAGGCGAAAAAUAGUUUUCAUGAUUCAUGUGUCAAGUUAAUGUCAUAUUGUAAAGUUAAUGAUCAUAUACCAGACCUAAGAAAUGUAAAAUCAAACUUAGUUAAGAUUUGUCGAAAAAUGUUCAUUCAGCAUUUUAAAGCUAUUCCUUAAUUUUUUAUUUCCUUUUCAGGUCCAUCUUCAACACAGUGACCAGCAUAUUUUUCACAUGCAGCUUCCGGUUAUUCUAUGUUACCCCUGCUGCAUUUUCCACCACAGUAUACUAAUUUUAGAUGUGUACAUAGGUUUUGUAAUUUUCUUUGAUUACAAGUCACCUUAGUUUUCAAGCAGUUCUGCCGUUGUUAUCAAGGAACAGGCAUGCAAGGCUUCUGCUAAACUUGAGGAUUACUUCAAUUUCUAUUCGGUUUCACCUCUGGCUGUCAAUGAUCUUUUAAUAGUCAUUUGAACAAAGACUAUUUUUCUAGCAGAUACAUAAGUAAAUAUGAUGAAAUCCUAAAUUAUAGUAAAUUUUGAAACUUGGGUAACUUUACAAUGCUACAAGAAGCCCAUACGCAGACAUCAGUGUUGAAUUUCAAGAUCCAUCUGUAUAAUUACUGAAUCAUUACUAAAAGCUGGAUCUUUUAUUGUAUGGUUACAUGCUACACUUACACAUUAAACUUUUUAAAAACAACUUAAUAAAUAUACAAAUAAAAUUUAAAUCUUGAAAAAUGUCCUUUUUUUUUUUUGCUCUAUGUUCUGGUUAAAGGCAAUAUUCCUGUGUCUGUGCAAAGAUAGGAUGAUAAAUUCCUACUUGGACCACAGCUACUGAAAGUUUUAUUCCACUCUGUGGCAACAACUUUACUUCAUGCUGAAGAAUUGUGACAUUAGAAAUAAGUAUCUUGAACUUUUCUUAGAAAAGCAGCUACCGGUACUGGAAAAUACUGUAUAAUGAAGGGAUGAGGUCCAUUAACAUUUUGUGCAACCAGCACAGAAACAUUAUACUGGGGGCAGCAUGGGAGUUGUGAAUAUUUCAUUCAAGUUGAAACUCCUGUCAUUAGUUUGUUAUUUUCACAUGUAAUUUAUUUCAUUGUACAGUGGAUUUCUUAAAAAUUUUUUGUUCUGUUGAUUUUAAUUUUACAGAUUGGAUUUAAUGUAAGAAUUUUUUUGUUGGGUGGUUUGGUCAUGUCCAAAGCAAGUUCAUGUGCUUGUGUUUUCACUGUACUCAAAAAUGUGAAAAUGUCUGCAAAACAAAAUUUUGUUUGUCCUUCAGGGUUUUAAAAAAUAUUUAAAUUAAUUAAACUUCAAACAGCACAGCAUAUUUCACCAUUCGUUCUGAUUAGAGACUGACCUCACCUGAUUCGGAAAAGCUCCCCCCCCCCCCCUCAUAAGUACACAUAUUGUAAAUAUUGAUAUAAUAAUUGAUAUUGACAGUUUUCAUUUUCUCAUGAGUUCAAU
This is a messenger RNA of Lymnaea stagnalis (great pond snail), 7538 nucleotides long. The record is from the annotation of a GenBank genome assembly. NCBI's taxonomy places the organism in Eukaryota, Metazoa, Mollusca, Gastropoda, Lymnaeidae.